UGUUGCCGGCCAUUCGGACAUCAGUGUCCACUUUGACUCCACCAAACAAUUACAACCCUCCGAAGUUGAAAAUAUUAACAGAAAUAAAUUAAUUUCAUACCUUUGCGAGUUAUGGAACGUUUUGUUGUGGUCUUGAGCGCGUUGCUGUUGAUACUGAUAACGCAAAGUGUUUUCGCCAGCGAGGCGCAUGAAGAUGCAAGUCUUGAUUUUGCUCCGAAGAAAAAGUAUGGGCAAUUGUGGUUUGGGCCGCGAUUAGGGCGCAGAAAACGAACCCCAGAAGGGUACAAAACUUCUGGUAUUGAGAGGCAACAACUAGAAGCGUUGAUUGAUUUGAUUCACGAUUCGCCAUGGGCCAUAGUCGCUGUUAACGGCAACGAAAAUAAGCGUUACGACGUGAAUUUCGUCCCGCGAUUGGGGCGCGAGUCCGGCGAAGAUGUUCUCGUCAGCGGGCUGCCAAACAUGGGCGGCGAGCGCCUUCUACAAGAUCCGGAGUUUGUCGGCGAAGUAAUGUCGCAGCGCUCGCCACCGUUUGCACCACGCCUGGGAAAACGCGUCUUGCCAUUCUCGCCGCGUUUAGGAAGAGAAAACUUCCAACCGGAUCGCUCUUAAGCUGAUGACACUCGCACGCGAAUUAAAUUCAUACAAAAAUAAAUUACAUCUGAUUACAAAUCUCGACCCUCGAGUACACAAUACUAUAUAAACAAAUAUAUUUCAUCUUUUCGUUUUGUUUCACUCUUCACUCAUCGAUAUUUGCUGGAUACAUUCGAGAUGUGUAGCUCUGAAUUCUUCUUCUUUCUAAUAAAAUUCAUUUUAUGAAAUGUGUACAUACAA
Molecule: messenger RNA, 831 nt
Organism: Dalotia coriaria
Lineage: Eukaryota; Metazoa; Arthropoda; Insecta; Coleoptera; Staphylinidae
Product: PBAN-type neuropeptides-like
Exons: 3
Coding region: 112-609 (165 amino acids)
Biological process (GO): neuropeptide signaling pathway; pheromone biosynthetic process
Molecular function (GO): neuropeptide hormone activity
Source: RefSeq, a predicted model, not a curated record